Fukomys damarensis (Damara mole-rat) is the source of this 3988-nucleotide messenger RNA. It is a transcript of the gene Znf704, whose product is annotated as zinc finger protein 704. Gene Ontology annotation, biological process: regulation of transcription by RNA polymerase II. The record is from RefSeq and is a predicted model, not a curated record. Bases 43 to 1332 code for a protein of 429 amino acids. Gene Ontology annotation, molecular function: RNA polymerase II cis-regulatory region sequence-specific DNA binding; DNA-binding transcription factor activity. The transcript is spliced from 10 exons. Gene Ontology annotation, cellular component: nucleus. Lineage: Eukaryota; Metazoa; Chordata; Mammalia; Rodentia; Bathyergidae.
UGGGAACAUAUGGUGUAGCAAGUGGGGAGCAUUAAGCGGGAGAUGACCUUUACAUUUCAAGCUGAGGACUUAAAACGUGACUCCAGUAAGAAAAUGUCUCAUCACUUGUUCCCCUUGGCCAUGGAGGAAGACAUGAAAAUGGUAGACACCAAAAAAGCCAAUCGGAUCCUGGACCACGAGAAAGAAAACACUCGUUCCAUCUGUCUCCUUGAACAAAAACGAAAAGUGGUUUCUUCCAACAUUGAUGUGCCUCCAGCAAGAAAGUCUUCAGAGGAACUAGACAUGGACAAGGUGACAGCAGCAAUGGUACUAACCAGCUUGUCAACCAGCCCAUUGGUUCGAAGCCCUCCUGUGCGGCCAAAUGAGGGCCUCAGCGGGUCCUGGAAGGAGGCCGGGUGCGUGCCGUCCAGUACGAGCAGCAGCGGCUACUGGAGCUGGAGCGCUCCGAGCGACCAGUCCAACCCGUCCACGCCGUCGCCGCCGCUGUCCGCCGACAGCUUCAAGCCUUUCCGCAGCCCUGCGCAGCCAGAUGACGGCAUUGAUGAGGCGGAGGCUGGCAACCUGCUCUUCGACGAGCCCAUUCCCAGGAAGAGAAAGGUAUCACUUUCACAAGAUGAAAUGAGCCCAUCUUUAGCACGCAGUUCGAACUCCAUGAAGGUGAUGUUCAAAUGCCUCUGGAAGAACUGUGGCAAGGUGCUGAGCACUGCAGCAGGUAUCCAGAAACACAUCCGGACCAUCCACCUCGGACGUGUUGGGGACUCUGACUACAGCGAUGGGGAAGAGGACUUCUACUACACUGAGAUCAAGCUGCACACAGACUCGGUGGCGGAAGGACUGAGCGGCCUGGCUCCGGUGUCGCCCUCUCAGCCCCUGGCUUCGCCUCCAACUUUCCCCAUCCCCGAAUCAAGCCGGACAGAAACUCCUUCUGCCAAAAGUGAGACUAAGCUCAUGACACCAUUGAGCCGUUCGGCUCCCACCACCCUCUACCUCGUGCACACGGACCAUGCUUACCAGGCUACACCCCCUGUGACCAUUCCAGGGUCAGCCAAGUUCACCCCCAACGGCAGCAGCUUCAGCAUUUCUUGGCAGUCUCCCCCAAUCACUUUCACAGGCGUUCCAGUGUCACCAACACAUCACCAUCCUCCAGCAGGCAGUGGCGAGCAGAGACAACACGCCCACACGGUCCUGUCCUCCCCACCCAGAGGGGCCGUCGGCCUAAGGAAGCCCCGAGGAGAGGGAAAAAAGUGCCGGAAGGUGUACGGGAUGGAGAACCGGGACAUGUGGUGCACCGCCUGCCGCUGGAAGAAGGCCUGCCAGAGGUUCGUGGACUGAGACCCGAGCCCCGCCCGCAGCGCCGCACCGGUGCCUCCCGCCACAAGUGUCGGAAAGGGCUGCUCCUUCCAAAGGACACUUUCUGGAGGCCCAGGGAAAGCACUUCCAGGAACACUGGUGGAAUUACAGCGAAGACAAAACAAAACAAAAAAUAUCACCACGUUCCACUGCUCUUACUGAGAAUCCAGCCUAUAACAGGAUGGUUUUCUUCUCUUUCAAAAGAAAAGUAUACUUUAUUUGCUGUGAGUCUAGGUCUUAAUUCUGUGGACUUCUCUACAGUUGAACCAACCAAGCCCAUUUUUACCUAGAAAGGCGCAUUUUGAUAAGCUUUCUGAAUUAUGAAAUGUCUGAGAUUUUGACGGUUAAAGAACAAACACUUAAGCUACGUGAUAUUCAGUAGCAUUUGUACAGAGAACAAAAGGAGAUAUCCUUUGUGAAUAUCUUUUUCCCUGCAUUUCCUCUGACUUCUUGGAGCAGUACACAUCAUGAUAUGCUGCAGGAAAGAGCAGCACCCUGGGUAUCUUUUCUAUGUCUGUUUUGUUUUGAAGAUCAGCCCCCAAAUUGAACCGUGGUAGAGUUCAAGUUAGCUUGGAGGGCCCCAGAUGGCAUAAGCCGAGACAGCAAUCCGCAGUGGAAUCGCCAGCAGACUUUGGCCCCCAGCUGAGUUGAGGACGUCCUGCUGUUACUGUUGGGAACAUCCAGGAGUCUUCCUUGCAUCCAUACGAAGCUCUUCCCCAAGAGGCAGCACAACGAAUUCUCCACCUGCCGCAGCUCAGACAAGGACUGACACCUGGAGUCCCUUGGGUAAGCCUGCUCCUUUCAGGGAUGCGAUGGCACUACAGCUCAUACCUGUUUGGUUCCACUUGCUUGUCCAGGUUAUGACCAGGUGGAGUCAGUGGUCCAGUCCUGCAGACGCUGCCACCCAGAAAAGAUACAGAACUCCAGACUGGCCCUGAAGGUUUGCUUUAGACAACCGAGCACAGCUGACCUGUCCCCAUCUGUUCAGAAAGUGACUUGACAUCAGGUCAACAAGCCGGCUCCAUGCUGAGUGCACUUUUCUAGGUUUUAUGCUUUAGUGUAUCUGGGAGAUGGGUUUAUGAACAAUAUAAACAUAGAGAAAGGAUCUAAACCUUUAUUUUUCUUGUAAAAUUAUGGGAGCUAUUAAGAAUUUGCUCAGAAGGGAACAUACAGAACACCAAAAGGAAAAUGCAUGUUGGUAUAGGAAUCUCUCGUUUAGCAGGGCCAGGACUUAUGCUGUGUGUUAGUUACCGGGACCACUGACCUGUUGUGCUUGCUCAUGGGUGGGGGUGGGAGCCAGGCACAGCUGUCCAGCCCUUGGCUGUCUGCCCUGUUUGACGUUGCCCUGCGAACGACUGGCCUGUCCUGUACCUAUGCAAAGAAGCAAGAGCACCUUAAAGGAGGCACUGUGUGGGGAUGGGGACCCAGGAUCAGCCAGAGAAUGUCAAUGAAAUUGCACAGGGGAGAGCUUAAUAUAUGUUUAGAGAAUGUACAUAUGCUUUUGAAAAAGAGUAGAAAGAAGUCACCCAGUAAACAGAGAUACCCUUUUCUAAUAUAAAGGAUCUGUAAGGAGGUUCUACAGUGCCGCAUUCAUAAUUUGCAUAUACAUGUAUUUUGGCAAAUUUAUUUUUUAGACACUCAUGACUUUCUAAAAGUUAAUUCCUUGGAAGAGAUUCUGGUCUUUGCCUUCAGUUUUUUUUUUUUUUUAAACACUUCAAGAGAAAAAAGUUUCAUCCAAAUUCCUUUCAAAGAUACUAAUCAAUAUUCGUCACAGCAGGUGUGCUCCGCGUCCUGGUACUGCCAGGAAGCAGUGUUUCUCAAAAUGUAGAAAUGCGUCUGCUUUCUCUGCCCCACGAUGUUGGUUCUGUGUCCUGUCCCUGCCUGCAGCACUGCUGCUGUGACACUAGCUGGGGCAGGCGGCCUAGGUGAUGGCACUGCCCGGGAGCCGUGAGAAGGUCCAGGCCGGUCCGUGCUCGGUCAAGUUCAUCGCGUACUGAACUUAAAUGACAGUAGUCAGGGUGCGCUCCUUCACCAGAGGUUUUUCUUCUCAGUGAGGCUCCCUGGCCUUUGAUCCUUAGAGUAGGUCACAAAAGUGAUGGGGGCUGAAACCAUUUCCCCCUCAGCUCUCUAGGGCACAGGGCAGGAGAGGUCCCUGCUUGGGAGCGAGGCUCUGUGGCGGUCCCCUCCAGACGCAGUCCACACAGCAGUUCUGAGCUCAGGCCUCACUGAGCCACCUCAGCCCUUACACCUGUUUUUCAGCCCCACCCAGGUGUAAGCAGGAACUGCAGCGUCCCCCUCUCCCUGGGAGCUUUUUUUCCCUAAGGACUUUUGCAUACAGAUUCUUCUACAUCUCCUGCCUGCAUGGGUGCUCCGUUUGCUGACCAGCCAGGCCUCUGGGUACUUUCUUUUCUGGCGCCAGUUGUGAACAGACCCUCUGUACCUUCCUGGACCUGCAGACACCCAUUCCCUGUACCAAGACAUGUAAUAACUAAGAGCCCACCAAGCCACUCCUGACUGGCGUUGAAGAAAAGGGAUUAUACUUUUUACAGGCCACACAACAAGCUCUGAACUGCAGUAUACAGUUACUGGUUGUUAACUCUUUUAAGUAGUUUUUUUUUUUUUUUUUUUUUUUUUUUUU